CAGAAUUAUUUUUCUCCAUUUGACGCAUUAAGCCUAUUGUAAUAAUGAUUAUCCAGAAGUAAAACCAAUUUAAGCUAAUUAAAUUUGUUUAUUACGCCAGACGAUUGUCUUACAAUUCGUCGUAGUUGCGUCUGAAUCUAAUAAAACUUGUGAACCAUCAAAAUGACUAUCGAAGGCAACAAGGACGAAGCAGAUAGGUGUAUAGAAAUUGCGCAAAAUGCAUUUACUGCUGGAAACGCAGAGAAAGCUGAACGUUUUUUGCUGAAGGCCGAGCGAUUAUAUCCUACAGCGCGAGCCAAAGAACUAUUAACGCGAGUCAGAGCUGCGGGUAGUACGGGAAGUGUGCCCAAACGUACACCUCCGAGCAGCCCUAGUGCGGAAGAUAUACGAAGAAGGAAACCUCCUACACAUCAACCUCCUCAAAGGGAAUAUACUUCGGAGCAGCUAGAAGCCGUACGCAGAGUGAAAACCAAGUGUAAGGAUUACUAUGAAGUUCUAGGAGUAACCAAGGAGGCAACAGACUCUGACAUAAAGAAAGCUUACAAGAAGUUGGCACUUCAGCUCCAUCCAGACAAGAAUCACGCUCCUGGAGCUGCCGAAGCAUUUAAGGCAAUAGGCAAUGCGGCAGCCAUCCUCACAGACCCAGAGAAGCGAAAGCAGUACGACCUGCGUGGUGAUGAGCCGACCCACACGACUCACACUCACCAUCAGUACUAUGCACGAGGCUUUGAGUCAGACCUCACCGCUGAGGAGCUCUUCAACAUGUUCUUUGGUGCUGCCGCAUUCCCCGGCGGCGGUCCCACCGUCUACACUCGCAGACGAGCUCGCGAGCCCGAACCGAGAGACAGCCACGCCGGCAUCGUUCAGCUAUUACCGGUCCUGGUGCUGGUGCUCCUCUCCAUGAUGUCCGGCUUCUUUAUUAGCGAACCGGUGUACAGUCUCAGUCCGAGCCCGAAAUAUCCCGUACCGAGAGAGACUGUCAACCUAAAGGUGCCGUACUAUGUGAAGGAGAACUUCCACACAGAUUAUCAGGGAUCAUUGAGGAGACUCGAGAUGGCCAUCGAAGAGGAAUAUAUAGUGGGGCUGCGGCACGCGUGCCAGCGGGAGCGCAACUACCGCGACAGCGUGGCGUGGAAGGCGCGCAACUUCGGCGACUCGCGCCACUCGGCCGACGCGCAGCGCCUGCGCAUGCCGUCGUGCGAGAAGCUGCAGCAGUUCCAGCGGUAGGCGCGCCGGCUCCGGCGGUAGGCGGACCCUCAUGUUAUCAAUUUUGUUUUAAUCGUUCGAAUCGUUUAACGGAUUGUAUAUUAUUGCUUUUUUAUUUGAUUAUUCUGCAUUUUUUUCUUGGUUAUGAACUUUUGGAAAGUGUAGCGCUUAGUGUUAGCCCCUCUACUGGCCGUUCCGACUCACCCUCGUAGACAAAUCAUUCCAUUAAGAGUCCAAUUUUCCCGCACCUCCUCCAUGAGCUAUUUAUCGACACUAUGUAUCAAAUUCCGGUAUAUUGACGUCGUAGUACUUUUAUUUAUUUAAAAUAUUUAUUCAAAAAAAAAAAUUUAUUGUAGACCGAUAUCGGAGUUAGCAAAUACAAAAUUGACAAAUAAAACACAUGUGUCCAACUUUUUUUAUGUCUGCUUAAUUACUAAAUAUUUUUCAUUCGAAUUUUUCUUGAUAAUAUCCCAGGGAUAUGGACUUCGCCUAACCGUAGUUAACACUCUGGGUCAUUUUAACCCCACAGAAAAAACUUGGACUUGAAUCGUCGAAAUGGUUAUUGAAUGAAUUUAUAAUUAACGAAUAGCAAUAAACAGCAAUGAAAAAAAAAUAGCAACAACUGAGAACAAACUAAGACUAAUGAUCUAUAUUUAAUGGCAAUCCCAAUCAUUUAAAAGUUCACAAAAGAUUCGUGAAACUUGCAUCUCCUAUAUACUUAUGAUGCACCAUAGCGAUGUCACAGACACGCCCCGCAUAAAGUAUACGCGCCACACACGCACCAGGAAGAAGAGGGGGGAGGGGUACGAGCAAGAGAGAGCGUCAUGUGGUUUGCCGUGACGGCUUAUUGUUAGAAUUAGUAACUUAAAAUUACACUGCCCUGUUUCAACGCCUUAAAUAUAUACUCAUGUUAUAAAUGCGUCAGUCUGUCUGUUCGCCACGGCUAAACCACUAUAUGAAGCAUGCUUGUACCCUGGGGAAGGACAUCAGCUACUUUUUACACUUAUAACAAACCUCUAAACUAAUAAAUAUGAAAAUUAUAAAUAUCUGUACUAAAACGCGCACGCAUGUAUGGAUUAAUAUCUCAUGUCCCCCUAGGGAGUAUUUGUACAUGUUGGGAAGUCCUAUUCUAGAGAUACAGCGGUCAAUAUUCAGCUUUUUCAACUACAGUCUACAAGACGAAUUGUUUUUCUAUCUCACCCCAUUACCAUUAGUGUUUAUUUCAGAUCUAAACCAAGUAUGUUAAGUUUAUUUUCAAAAUCAAUGAGAAAUAAUUAAGAUAUUGCCCGUUAGUCCAAAGGGUUGUAAGUAAAUAUAAGAUUUUAUUUUUUAUCUGUGAAAUAUUCUAUUUUAUGUGUAUAGUUACCAUGGCAAUGGAAUAUUUGUGAGUAAUUUGCGGAAGAGGGUAUUCCCUCCGCCCUUAUGCGAUUUAUACAAAGGUUUACCUGGUGGUAUGGCUAUGUGAAAGCCGGUGUGGGUGGUACCAUCCAAUCAAAUAUUCUACCGCCAACCAGCUUAGUAUUAUUGUGUAGAAUAAGACAGGCAGUGUAACUACAGGCACAAGUGGCAUUGACGAUAUAAGGGAUGGUUAAUAUUUCUUACAAAAUACAGGAGGUGGUGACCACUUAACAUAAAGUAUCCAAUUGGCCAGUCUGCCUGUCUAUUUGAAGAAAAAGACGGUUACGUUGUUGACAAUUAAAGCUUGCAGGGUAUUGUAUCAUGUCCUGUCUAUCAUUGCAAAAACUUCAUAUAUAUGUAUAUUUAUUGGUUAUAUUAUUAUAUAUUUAAUAGUUUCUAUUUUACAUGUUAAAAUAUUUAUAAGUUAUUAGCAAAACCCGGCAUAUGUUACUCUGUCUGUGUAUACAGUUAUUCGUGACGAUCGGUUACGGUAUAGAAGAUACAUUGCAGCGCCAUCUAGUGUUGUAAUUCUGCAAGUAGCAAUACUUAUUCUUAUUAUGAUCCGGUUCGAAGGGUGAGGCAGCCAGUGACUGUAGACAAUUACAUCUUAGUUUCCAAGGUUGGUGAAUGAAUUGCAUGCAUUGAUGAAGAUGAAUUAUUACUUACUGGCUAUACACAGUGGUGACCACUUACCAUCUUGUGGUACAUCUUCCUACCUACCUAUUUUAUGUUAAUAAAAAUCGAAUAAUCAUUUUUCUAAAGAUAGGACAAAUUUAUCUUAAAUUGUUUCUGAAACCCAAUAUCUUAUUAAUGCUUAUGCUACAUACGACCAUUUGAAUUAAGAGCAAUAUAUUAUAUUAUUAGGAAGUAAAAGUAUGAUGGUUUUAAGCAAAGUUUAAGUUCAAGCACGUGUGUUGGAAUUCACGUGUGAUGAAAGUAAUAAAAUAUAUGAAAGAAAUAUUUGCUAAUCAGGCGUUGUUUACGGGAGUUUUGUUUGAUGGUUGCCGUUUUGUUAUAGAUUGUCUAUGGUGAAUGUUUAAUUUGAUGUAUAAUAAAGUAUAAUUUAUUCCC
Molecule: messenger RNA, 3675 nt
Organism: Nymphalis io (European peacock)
Lineage: Eukaryota; Metazoa; Arthropoda; Insecta; Lepidoptera; Nymphalidae
Gene: DnaJ-6
Product: dnaJ homolog subfamily B member 12
Exons: 6
Coding region: 163-1227 (354 amino acids)
Biological process (GO): cellular response to misfolded protein
Cellular component (GO): endoplasmic reticulum membrane
Molecular function (GO): Hsp70 protein binding
Source: RefSeq, a predicted model, not a curated record